GGUAGGAAGCCAGACGUAUUUAUUAUUCAACGCUCUAAGCGCUCUGCCUUUCCCCUUCGCCAAUCCUGUCGGUUCUGAUAUAUUCCGUGACGUCGCCUUCUCGCAAUAUUCUUUCAGCAUCGAAGCAUAUUCACAGCCUGGAUCUCGUCUUCCGUCCAAGGAUGGCAGCCACCGUCACGGACUUGAUCUCGAGCACGAUCACCACUCUCAAGGCCGCCGAAAAUCACUACAACGAUGUCAAAGAUGACAAGGAUCUCCGAGAGGCUUUUCACGAAGCAAGUCGAGGGCUGCUCUUGGUCAGGAAGGCUCUCCAAACCGCCAAAACUCAACUAGGCGGACGCAAUCUAGCCGGAGAUCCCAAAGGCGCCAUGGACUCACUGAAGGAGUGCAAUAGCAACGCAGAGCUGUCCAAGAGCAUAUUCAACGCCGUCGCCCAGGCACCGGAGACUUGGAGGUUCGAGCGUUACCAAGAGGCCGUGAGACAAGAGGGCAAGGGAAGGACGGUGGAGGCUUUGAUGAUGGGGAUGAUGAAUGGCGUAUGUGCUCUGGCCGAGAACGAUGCGAUCAAAACAGAAAUGGAAGACCAAGUCAAGGGAUUGCGUGAUGCGAUCGAGAAGUUGUCAAAGAUGGAGCCGUCCGUGCCCAAAGAGGGGCCCGACGGUGACACCUUUACCAACUUUGGCUCUGGCGACAUGCUCAACGCUCCUCGCGGUACCGUGAACAAGAGCACAGGCAGUGGCAACCACUUCCCUGGGGCUACUUUCUCUGGAUCUGUGACCUUUUAAUAACAAUCCGACUUGAGAAGGACUACGUUGGAAAACCCCUCGUACUACCGUAAGGUGGAAGCCUGGUUCGCAUGUCAUCCGUUGUUAGCUGGGUCUUGAUGUCUAGGUAGUGCGAGCGGGCGUUAUUGUGCGUUUGGUACCAAGGCUUGAGGACAGUCAGU
Molecule: messenger RNA, 946 nt
Organism: Ilyonectria robusta
Lineage: Eukaryota; Fungi; Ascomycota; Sordariomycetes; Hypocreales; Nectriaceae
Exons: 2
Coding region: 162-785 (207 amino acids)
Source: RefSeq, a predicted model, not a curated record